Messenger RNA from Felis catus (domestic cat), 3836 nucleotides. RefSeq names its product toll like receptor 10 (gene TLR10). The transcript has 5 exons. NCBI's taxonomy places the organism in Eukaryota, Metazoa, Chordata, Mammalia, Carnivora, Felidae. Gene Ontology annotation, biological process: cellular response to bacterial lipopeptide; toll-like receptor signaling pathway; inflammatory response. The record is from RefSeq and is a predicted model, not a curated record. Gene Ontology annotation, molecular function: Toll-like receptor 2 binding; transmembrane signaling receptor activity; lipopeptide binding. Gene Ontology annotation, cellular component: membrane. The coding region runs from base 998 to 3427 and encodes 809 amino acids.
AAAGUGCUUGAAGAUUGUAAUAAAUUCAUGCAACGUGUAAUGCCACUAGCAUGCAGUAGGGGGCAAAGGAGCUUAAGCUUCACUGAAAAGCUUGAUUCAAGCACUCCUGCAGCCAGUUCUGGUCCAGCCAACAAAUCAUCCACACCUGCAGCUUUGCUAGAGCCGCUGCAAGCCAGGGGGUGCUUGAGGGUUUGGAUUUUCUUUCACUGGUCGCUGAUUAAACCUGGUCAGUUCUUCUACUCAGAAUGGAUGAUCCCAUCCUUGUGUGAUCCAGAUUGCUGUUGCCACCAACCUGAAGACAUAUGGAACCAUAAGGACAGGAACCAUUCUGUUUAUUUCUGUUUUAGACCUUCCAUGUGUAUGGGUAAGCAUUGUUGAAAAUCAGAUAUUAGCUCAAAGGACUCUCUAUGUCCACAAAUGUAAAAGUUGAGGAACAAUUCCUUGACGUUAAUUCAGGAGCCCAUAGUAUUUGGUAAUAAAAAAGUACCUUCAUUGAGAGUUUAAAUCUUGCACAAAAACUGCACAUAGAUGUUUAUAGCUGCUGUAUUCAUAAUUGUCAAAACUUGGAAGAAACCAACAUGUCCUUCAGUAGGUGAAUGGAUAAACAAACUAUGGUACAUCCGGAUAAUGGAAUACUAUCCUGUGCUAAAAGGAAACAAACUAUCAAACUAUGCAAAGAAUGGAGGAACUUUAAAUGCAUACUACCUUCAGGCUAUCCAAAUGGGAUGCAAGGGAGUGUUGAAUAUGGCCUGGCAAUGAAAUUCCGAAGUUGAACUGGGAGAAAGGCACUUCUGCCAACUAUUAUAUGUAUCCCUUCUGGGAAUUCUGACUUGCCUCAGUGAUGGGGAUAUGACAGCGACUGGCUUGGAAAUCUGUAAGCCAAACUCUCAGAUCAUGUCACGAUCUCAGAUCAUGUCAAAGACUCAAUACACAGGAUUUUGAACUCAUCUUCAUCAUUCAUAUGAAGGAACCAAGUGAUUGAAUCCUUGGAAUUACAAUGACACUUAUCAGAAGCAUUUAUGUAUUUUGUAGUACUGUUAUGUCAGUGCUGGGCUAUGCGUCAAAGCCGCCAGAAGACAGGGAAUUGACAACCAACUGCUCCAACAUGUCCCUUAGAAAGGUUCCUGCAGACUUGACCCCAACCACAACCACACUGGAUUUAUCCUACAACCUCCUUUCUCAGCUUCAGAGUUCAGAUUUUCGUUCUGUCUCUAAACUGAAAGUUUUGAUUCUGUGCCGCAACAGAAUCCAAGAGCUGGAUAUCAAGACCUUUGAAUUCAACAGAGAGUUAAGAUAUUUAGAUUUGUCCUACAACAGAUUGAAGAUUGUAACUUGGUAUUCACUGGCAGGUCUCAGACAUUUAGAUCUUUCUUUCAAUGACUUUGACAGUGUGCCUAUCCACGAGGAGGCUGGCAACAUGUCACAUCUGGAAAUCCUGGGUUUGAGUGGGGCAAAAAUACGAAAAUCAGAUUUCCAGAAAAUUGCUCAUUUGCAUCUAAAUACAGUCUUCUUAGGAUUAAGAAGUCUUUCUUAUUAUGAAGAAGGUAGCCUGCCCAUCUUAAACACAACAAAACUUCAUAUUGUUUUACCAAUGAACACAAAUUUCUGGGUUCUUUUGCGUGAUGGAAUCAAGACUUCAAAAAUACUAGAAAUGACAAACAUAGAUGGCAAAAGCCAAUUUUCAAGUUAUGAAACUCAACAAAAUCUUACUUUAGCGAAUUCCAAGACAUCUAUUCUAUUGCUUAAUAAAGUUGAUUUACUCUGGGACGACCUUCUCCUCAUCUUCCAGUUUGUUUGGCAUACAUCAGUAGAAUGCUUCCAAGUCCAACAUGUGACUUUUGGAGGCAAGGUUUAUCUUGACCAUAAUUCAUUUGAUUACUCAAAUACUGCAAUGAGAACUAUAAAAUUGGAGCACAUACAGUUCAGAAUUUUUUAUAUUCCACAGGAAAGGGUCUACUUGCUUUUUACCAAAAUGGAUAUAGAAAACCUGACUAUAUCAGAUGCACAAAUGCCACACAUGCGGUUUCCUAAUUAUCCCACAAGAUUCAAACAUUUAAAUUUUGCUGAUAAUAUCUUAACAGAUGACCUGUUUAAGCAACCUAUCCAAUUGCCUCAUUUGAAAACUUUAAUUUUGAAGGGCAAUAAAUUGGAGACACUUUCUUUAGUGAGUUUCUUUGCCAACAACACAUCCUUGAAGCACUUAGAUCUCAGCCAGAAUCUGUUACAAUAUGAAAAUGAUGAAAAUUGCUUUUGGCCAGAAACCUUGAUCACUAUGAACCUGUCAUCCAACAAAUUUGCUGAUUCUGUUUUCAGGUGCUUGCCCAGAAGUAUUCAAAUACUUGACCUGAAUAAUAACAAGAUUCAAACUGUCCCUAAAGAGAUUAUUCAUCUGAAGUCUUUGCGAGAACUAAAUAUCGCAUUUAACUUUCUAACUGAUCUUCCUGGGUGCAGUCAUUUCAGAAAACUCUCAAUUCUGAACAUUGAAAUGAACUUAAUUCUCAGCCCAUCUCUGGAUUUUUUCCAGAGCUGUCAGGAAGUUAAGACUCUGAAUGCAGGAAGAAACCCAUUCCGGUGUACCUGUGAAUUAAGAGAUUUUAUUCAGCUGGAAAAAUAUUCACAGGGCAUGAUGAUUGGAUGGUCAGAUUCAUAUAUCUGUGAAUACCCUUUGAAUCUAAAGGGGACUCGGUUAAAAGAUGUUCAUCUUCCUGAAUUAUCUUGCAACACAGCUCUGUUGAUUGUCACCAUUGUGGUUAUCAUGCUAGUUCUGGGGACUGCUAUGGCCUUCUGCUGCCUCUACUUUGAUCUGCCCUGGUAUCUCAGGAUGCUAGGUCAGUGGACACAGACAUUGCAGAGGAUUAGGAAGACAACCCAAGAACAACUCAAGAGAAAUGUCCAGUUCUAUGUGUUUAUUUCAUACAAUAAACAUGAUUCUACCUGGGUGAAGCAUGAAUUAAUUCCCAAUCUAGAGAAUGAAGAGAACUUGAUUUGCCUUCAUGAAGGAAACUUUGAUCCUGGUAAGAGCAUUACUGAAAAUAUCACGAACUGCAUUGAGAAAAGCUGUAAGUCCAUCUUUGUUUUGUCUCCCAACUUUGUCCAGAGUGAGUGGUGCCAUUAUGAACUUUACUUUGCCCACCAAAAUCUCUUCCAUGAAAAUUCUGAUUACAUAAUUUUUAUCUUGCUAGAACCCAUUCCACUCUACUGUAUUCCUACCAGGUAUCCUAAGCUGAAAGCUCUUAUGGAAAAGAAAGCAUACUUGGAAUGGCCCAAAGACAGACGUAAAUGUGGACUUUUUUGGGCAAAACUUAGAGCUUCUAUUAAUGUUAAUUUAUUAGAAACCAGAGAGAUGUGUGAACUACAGACAUUUGUGGAGCUGAAUGAAGAGACUCAAGGUUCUGUAAUCUCUCUGAUAAGAACAGACUGCCUAUAAAAAUCCUUCCUUCCCGUAGGGAAAUGGGCCUUGCAUACACCGCGGGGAUAGAAAUUGAUACAGCCUUUAUGAUGGUUAUUUGGCAAUAUCAUUUAAAUGAAAAAUGACUACUUUUAUGUCACUUCUUCGAAGGAUUUCUAAGAAUGUAUCCUACAGAAAUACAAAUUUGCAAAGGCUUCUAUAAAACGGUGUUCAUCCCAGAAUAUUUGUAAUACUGAAAAAUUGAAAAGAGCUCAUGUUUCCACAGAAUAAAAACGAAUUCAAUAAAUUAUAGUUCAUUAAUGCGAUAAAAUGUUACACAGCCAUUAAAAAGAAUGAGGUAGUUCUAUAUUUACUGGUAUGGAGAAAAUUAUAUUAAUAUGGUGGUUUAUAUAUUGAAAUAAAAGUCUAAAUGAAUCUAUAUUCAGUA